Messenger RNA from Gossypium raimondii (Peruvian cotton), 667 nucleotides. Its product is annotated as 18.1 kDa class I heat shock protein. Gene Ontology annotation, biological process: protein folding; response to hydrogen peroxide; protein complex oligomerization. NCBI's taxonomy places the organism in Eukaryota, Viridiplantae, Streptophyta, Magnoliopsida, Malvales, Malvaceae. The record is from RefSeq and is a predicted model, not a curated record. Bases 66 to 551 code for a protein of 161 amino acids. The transcript has a single exon.
CAUAUGAAACUAUUUCAUUGUAAAAAUCAAGAAAGUUCAAGAGACAGCUUAUUCAUCCUUUAUAUAUGAUAAGUUCCAUUUGUACAUUAUAUUCAUCAUUACUGUAUUCCCAUUUCAUAGAAUCCAGAAGAAAGAUGGCUCUCAUCUCCCAAUUAUUUGGCGAUGAAAUUUACGACCCUUUCCUUUCAAUGGUCAACAAAUGUCCAGUCCUUAACACCCCAACAGAUUGGAAAGAAACCCCAGAGGCCCAUGUGUUCAUAUCUGAUCUUCCAGGGCUCAACAAAAAGGAAGUGAACGUUGAGAUUGAUGAUGAAAGGGUGCUCAAAAUAUAUGGAGAAAGGAAGGAGGAGAAAGAUGAUAAAAAUGUUAAGUGGCAUAGAGUUGAGCGUUGCAGAGGCGAGUUCCGUAGGAGUUUUAGGUUGCCGGAGAAUGUGAAGACCGAUGGAGUUAAGGCAUCAAUGGAGGAUGGUGUGCUUGUGGUGACUGUCCCCAAACAAGAAGUGAAGAAACCAGAGAAGAAAAUGAUUGAGAUUGAGGAGAUCAAGGGUUGAGUGAAAGAGAUUUGAGAAAAUUUUCAUGUUUUGUUUCAGUGUUUUCUUUGGUGUGUUUCAUGUGUGUUGUUGUUGCUGCAUUUUCAUGUAAUGUGUAUGCUUCUGGCAUGUAAUAC